Orbicella faveolata is the source of this 3542-nucleotide messenger RNA. RefSeq names its product sec1 family domain-containing protein 2-like. Lineage: Eukaryota; Metazoa; Cnidaria; Anthozoa; Scleractinia; Merulinidae. Gene Ontology annotation, biological process: vesicle-mediated transport. The record is from RefSeq and is a predicted model, not a curated record.
CGAUUUGUUUUCAUAGUAGUAUCGUUCUUUGUACAGGGCGGAAGUGUUGUCAAAAUGUACCGCGCGCGGGAAAGAUUGGAAAACAAAUACAAUACAGUUCUUCACUCUGAGGCAACAAGCUACUUACAUACCAAUCAGUCUAUACCAGCUAUACCUAUAGCAGAAUCAGAAAAUACUAUGACUAAUAACUAAAACAUCCACGAUAGUCACGUAGUCAGUGUAACGACACAAAGGGGGAUAGAGCCCUUUCCCAAGUAAUGUAUGAUGAGUUGGAAGAGCAAAAAACAAGUGCUCGCACUCCUUUCAUAGUUGGCAAUCUCUUUCCCUGGGUCUCUCAAGAUGAGAGACCCUGGGAACGAGGUUGCAUAGUUGGUAGAAGAAAAUAAGCUCCCAUUUUCUUGUUAGUGAAUUGCCUGAAGUGCUAAUCAUUCAAUUUCUGAAAAAUGAAGAAAAAAUUCUGACUUAACACUCAGGGGGCGUUGUAAUUGUCCUCCAAUCUUCCUCUUGACAACCUUCAGCUAACUGUUGUAAGCUAGCCUGCGUAGCUUGGCGGUUUUUAAGCAAUUUGAGUGCGCUAAGAAAGGGAGCCUGGGAGAGAGACAACUAAGACACUCGUUUGCUCGUUUUCGCGGCUUCGCCGCUUUGUGCGCUCGCGCCCAAAUUGCUUAAAAAAUUGCUCAAACCGCCAAGCUUCGUACGCUAGUUGGAAGCUGAAAAACAAUCGCUCAGAAAAAUAGUUAUACUUGCGAAAAUAAUUUUUGGUAGAUAAUGGGACCUUUCCUCAUACCAUCUCCUUCUUGAAAUUAUUAACAUAAAAUACGGUUUCUUUAUGGGAAGAAAACGGUAUUGUAAACGUAUACAGUACAAAAACUUCUGCGGCGGCUAACAACGGCGCGAUGCAGGUAAAGACCGAGGAAGACUGAGAACGAAUAUUCUGUGGUUUGGUGCCACGGGAGGGACUGGGUAACAAAUGAUGUAAACAUGGCGGCCAAAGGCAUUCUAGAACGUGGAAUCACUGCAAUCUGGCAGAAACUUUUGACGGUUGUCAACAAUGCCUUGGUCUAUCUUGACAGUAGAACGGCUGAAUGGAUGCAUUGGUGUGGUAGUCUUCAAGAUUUGAUUGAUGCAGGAGCUCUUAAUGUCUACGACAUUGCGUCCCAAAGAGGAGGAAACGAAUCAGAAACAAAGGCUGUCUUUAUUGUUGGCACACUCCUUCAAAGUGAAACUCUGGACUUAAUUCGCACCAUUGUAGAAUCAAGUGAUUUUCAACACUGUACAGUUCUCUGUACUGUGCCAGAAUCUGUCCACAGUUUUGCAAGACACUCAGACAUAGGAGAAGUUUCACCAUUUGGGGAAAUAUCACAGAAACUUAGAGAGUGGAUGGGAAACAUGUAUGCGACUGUGGAUGUUCAUUACCUGCCUUUGUUCCCUGCUGUGGUUUGUCCAGGACUUUUCAUCACUCCAGUUUUUUCAACACUCUUUCCUCUUCUACCAUCAGAUGUUCCUAGGUUGCAAAAAUUCCUCAGGAGUAUGGGUGACAAAAGAAUAUUCAACUUCCUUGACGAUUUUGAGAUGUCUUCACUUCCUCAUAAUUUACAACUUAAAAUCAAGAUGUUUGCAUUUGGUAUGAACAGUUUAUUUGAACUGUUGGAAGUCAGUGAGGAUUGUUAUGGCAUCGGUUACCUCAGCAAAGUUAUCGCUACAGAGUUAGCAAACUUACCAGCAGCAAGAACAAGAAGAAAGAGCUCUAGCAGUCGAGGAUCUCUGAUUCUGAUUGACAGAACACUUGACCUGGUUGGGCCCUCGGGACACACAUUUGACACACUUGCUGACAGGAUCAUUCAGCUCUUACCAAGGUUACCACAACAUACCAAUGAUGUGGCUAUAGACAUGUCUCCACUCUGCUCUCAUGGCAGUUCAACUCCACACACUGUAGCUCCUGGCUGCCUGGCACAUCCUAGAGACCCUCCUACACAGGCUCUCCUCUGCUCUCUGAUUACUAAAAGACAAAAGGAAAGUCUGGUGGACCUCUCAAGGCAGCUGCAAGAAGCUUUGGCAAAGGAAUCACUUGUACAAAAGAGCAAAUCUGUGCACAGUAAAAUUACAACAGAACAGCUCAAAACUAUGACAGAACAUUUCAGGGGUCAACCAAAGUCUCUUCAAAGACACGGUGCACUGCUACAGUUGGUCAGAGCAGCAAUAACAGCGUUAAAAAAUGAACAGACAUCACAGGUGGAGCACUUACAGGCUGUAGAGAAAGGUUUAAUUCUUCACAUUGGAGAGCAUGGUGUACAGAGUGUUUUAUCAGAGCUGAUAACAGCCCUACAGUCUGAUAAAGAACAGAGAUUUGCGACUGUAGAGGAUAUUCUCCAAAUCCUGGUAUUCCUUUACUCAUUGACGGGUGGACAAGAAUGUUAUGAUUCACCUAUGGAAGAGGAGCAGAUCAAAAACAUCUUGGUGAACAGCAUACUCAGCGGAGAACUCAAAUACAGCAGUGACACAUUUAUAGGAUCGGAGCUUUCGGAGAAGACUGUAAGAACCAGAAUUUCUGAAGCGUUUGAGAAAGUGCGCGGAGUUAGCUUGGCAAGAGAGGAACUUCAAAUGUUCAGACAUGUAUUUCAGACGGGGACUGCAUUAAAACCAGCUCAGUAUCAACCACUCGUCAAACAGAUCAUAGAUGGCAUAUUUAGCCCUGAAUCACCUGAGCUUCCAGACAUUGAGUUCAAGUCACACGGACUGAAGGAUUUCAUCAAAACGGGAUUUAGUUUAUUUAUGAAUGUGAGCAAGCCUCGUCCUAACGACCAUCCAUUAUUGGUGCUUUACAUUGUUGGAGGAAUCACGUGUUCUGAGGUCCACCAAAUAAGGGAAGCGCUUGCUGCAUACCAUCCUAACACACAGCUCUUGAUUGGUAGUACACGGCUUCUGAAAUGUGAUGAUUUGUUUGAAGAAGUUUUCCUUCAGGACAAUUUGUUCCCAGCCCUUCAUUGAUGAUCUUCAAAGCAAACUUUACAGAGAAGAGGCCACAGAGUUCUGUCACCUCCAUGACAUUUCAGGAAGUUUACUGCGAGGUUUUGUGCAAGUUAGUAGAAGUACAAUUGGCGUCACGCAUCGUGUAUCCAAUGACAAGUUGUCCAAGCAAGUGGUGAACCGAUCGAGCAGAGGACAGACUGAUAACUAAUAGACCAUGAUUAAAGAGAAAGCGAGAGUAAACCGUCGAUAUCAAGAGGAGAAAUGCUCCCAGAUUUUUAAGAAAUGUUUUGAUAAAAGUGGUUGACUGAAUAAUAUAAUUAUAGUAUUGUUACAAACGACGUAUAUUAUUUAAAAGUAGAAACAAGAAUAAGUUUGUGCAUGGACAUCGACUUUGUAACCGUAGCGACUCACAGUUGCCAAUUUUGAAACGUAGUUUUUGACUAAAACAAAAAGAGUAAGGAAUUUUCUUUACUUUAUUAUUGCUCUUUUGAACUUAAAGAAAAUUGGUAGAAUAUAAAGCGUUCGAGGGCCUUAUUUAUAGUUUUAAAAUGAAAUAAAUGAAAUAAACCUUG